Molecule: messenger RNA, 1715 nt
Organism: Beta vulgaris subsp. vulgaris (sugar beet)
Lineage: Eukaryota; Viridiplantae; Streptophyta; Magnoliopsida; Caryophyllales; Amaranthaceae
Product: glycerophosphodiester phosphodiesterase GDPD1, chloroplastic
Exons: 6
Coding region: 100-1425 (441 amino acids)
Biological process (GO): glycerophospholipid catabolic process
Molecular function (GO): phosphoric diester hydrolase activity
Source: RefSeq, a predicted model, not a curated record
ACCCAACCAAAAAAGAAAAGGAAAGAAAGAGAAUCAGAAUAUCCAAAAGCAUAUGAUAAGCGAAACAACUAAGAAAUAAAAAGCAUAGUUUAUAUAUCCAUGGAAUAUUCUCCAUAUAGAUGCCUAAAUCCGAGCUUCUCUUCAAUUUCCAAUAUAAAAACUUGCUAUUUCUCCCCCAAAACAAUGCAUUGUUACAAAUUAUUAAACCCUCUUCCUUUAACCUUAGGCAAAUUCUCUCAUUCUAAUACACCCUCUUUAAACUCCAUUAAAAUGGCUUUAAAAGCUGUUCAUGUUUCCGACGUACCUAAUCUUAUUGAUCAAGUCACGGAUAAUAAUGUUUCUUUCUCUCUAUUAUCCCCUCGAUUCUCUGCCACAUCCAAAGGAAUGGAGGUGGAGGUGGGGAAUAAAAGUAGUUUGUUGAAAGAGGGGAAAUUUAUGGUGAUAGGACAUCGUGGGAAUGGGAUGAAUAAAUUACAGUCUUCAGAUCCCAGAUUGAAGUCUAUUAAAGAGAAUUCUAUUCUUUCUUUUAAUACCGCUGCUUCUUUCAACCUCGAUUUUGUUGAGUUUGACGUUCAGGUGACAAAAGAUGGCUGCCCAAUCAUUUUCCACGACGACCACAUUCUCUCUGAGGAAAAUGGCAUAGUAUAUGAGAAGAGAGUGACAGAUCUAAAUUUAAGCGAGUUUCUUGGCUACGGUCUACAAAAAGCUGGAAAGGUCUCAAAACCACUAAUGAGAAAAAACAAGGAUGGCAAAAUCAUCAGGUGGGAUGUUAACUCAGAUGACACCCUUUGCACUUUGCAAGAAGCCUUCGACAAGGUUGAACCCAAGUUAGGUUUCAACGUCGAGUUGAAAUUCGAUGAUCACAUUGUUUACCAAGAAGAUCAGCUCAUCAAUGUUCUCCAUUCCGUCUUGCAGGUUGUCUAUGAGUAUGCCAAGGACAGACCUAUAAUAUUUUCGACAUUCCAACCAGACGCCGCCCUGCUAGUGAGGAAACUACAACGAACAUACCCUGUGUACUUCUUAACAAAUGGAGGCACUGAGGUUUACUAUGAUGUAAGACGAAACUCGUUAGAAGAAGCCAUAAAACUUUGCUUGGAAGGUGGUUUACAAGGCAUUGUUUCUGAGGUUAAGGGUGUUUUUCGAAACCCUGGAGCUGUGAGCAAGAUUAAGGACUCUAAGCUCUCCCUCCUCACUUACGGCAGUUUAAAUAAUGUGCCAGAAUCUGUAUACCUGCAACAUCUAAUGGGUAUUGAUGGAGUGAUAGUAGAUUUUGUUAAAGAUAUUACAGAAGCUGUAAAUAAUCUAAUUAAGUCAGUUAAGGCAGAGGAAGAAGUUUCAUCAAAGGAAUUUGGUUCGAAGCCACAAUUCUCUCAGACAGAGCUUUCUUUUCUGCUUAAGCUCAUUCCUGAGCUGAUACAGCAGUAAAUUGGUUAAUUGUAGCAAGGAAGUUGUAUUCAGAUGAGAAGUUUUCUUAAUUCUGUACUAUUUUUUCUGUGGGAGUUGUCUAUUUUUACACCCUUUGGGAUUGAUUUACCACCACUCACUAGUUAGUAACUGAGUUUAGAGGCAGCCAUUGUAUCAUUAUUAUUUACUUCUAACAGUGUACAUAAAAGUUUAGCCUCCUUUGAGAUGUAUCAAUAUGAAAAAGUAUGCGAUUUGUGCUGGCAUUUUUAGUAUUAACAUGAAAGAGUAAGCUAUAAUUAUACUUGUUCUGA